Molecule: messenger RNA, 1679 nt
Organism: Eriocheir sinensis (Chinese mitten crab)
Lineage: Eukaryota; Metazoa; Arthropoda; Malacostraca; Decapoda; Varunidae
Exons: 10
Coding region: 101-1357 (418 amino acids)
Biological process (GO): cell-matrix adhesion
Cellular component (GO): basement membrane
Source: RefSeq, a predicted model, not a curated record
AUAAUAUAACGCUCGUAUCAGGUACAUUCCAACAUGACAACUGAUAAGACAUGUCAGAUUAGCUCACGUCAACUAUCUUAUCUACGACGACGCAAGACUCAUGGGGUUAGUGUUUCAGGGUGUCAGCGCGGGGCAGCACGGAGCUAAGACAGAUGCAGUAAUGAGUGUCGGGACGCGGCGGAGCGUGUUGCUGGCCCUGGUGCUGGGUGGCGUGCUCCUGGGGCUUGCUGCUGGCGACUACGUGCCUUUGAGCAUCCUCUGCGAUGACGUGGAAGCUAUUUGUUCCCAGUACGGCUACGGGGACAACAUCACAGAAUGUGAAAGUGAUGAGCGGAAAUUUUUAAACCCUGAAAUUUGUAACUGCGGUAUCAUGUGCAUCAAGAACCUUAAGGAGGGUGAUUCCUGCUACACAUCAUCCCUAACAAACUACCCAAGCAAGAUGUGUGGGCCCGGCUUGGUGUGUAUGCAGACUCCUAGCAGCCCCAACUCUGCGAUGUGUGUAAGAAAUGAUGCAAAGCAGUGUUUGAAUGAAACCUUGUUGUAUGAGGAGGAGCAGGUGUUAGGCACACUCGGGCCUGGCCGCAAUAAGCCCAGCUGUGAUGAGUAUGGCUUCUAUUCUUCACGCCAAUGUAGUCCCAGCAGCACGUGUUACUGUGUCAACAAAGAGGGCAAGAGGCUCUAUGGUGAAGGACUGUUUACCCAAGAUGCUGAAAUGAACUGUAAAUGUUCACGGUACUGGGAAGAAACAUUGAACAAGGGUCUGAAUAUUGGGAUGAGGUGUCUGCCAAAUGGUAAUUUCGACUCACUGCAGUGCCUUGGCGAAAUCUGUAUUUGCUACAAUGACACAACUGACGCUGUCACAUAUGGCCCCGUCUCCAUACUAAUGAUAGAUUUCAUGCCUUGCUACAACUCAAAAAUUCACACACUGUCCUACAUCAACCCAUGCCACCGUGCCCAGGAGGUGUGGGACAACCAAGGCAGCGGCAUCAUCGUAGCAGAGGCAUCAAGGCCAGUGUGCUCUCCUGAUGGGUACUUUGCACCAGUCCAGUAUCUCCGUGGCAUGGCAUACUGUGCUGACAAGAAUGGGAAUCGCAUUGAAGAUUAUGAACUUCCCAUCCAUGAGGCAGGAAGCAUGACUUGCAACUGUCCAAGAAGACGACAGCUAAUGGAAGAAAAUGGAUAUGGGGCAAGCAAGCCCAGGUGCUGUUCAGAUGGUGAGUACUUCCCCUGGCAGACAAGAGGCCCUCACUCCUACUGCGUAGAUGAGAACGGCAAUCAGUAUGGGACCACUGUCACCAUCACUAAUAUGCAUGAUCUUGAAUGUUACUCAGAUCAGCCUUGUCAAACAAGUACAUGAACUAUGGCAAAAUUAUAAUAAUCAUACUGCUGUAAGAGAGAUCAUACUCCCAUGACUAGCGUUAUUCCUGAACUCUCCAGGUUGUGAUUGAUUCAGUAUUGUAUAGCUCCUUAGAUCUGCAGUUAUUCUAUAAGCAGCCUGCCAUCUAGGUUGAAUUCAAUACUUUAUGGUGCUACUAAUUAUUUUGCAAAUGAGCAGAUGUCAAUAAGAGGUGUUCCUUCAAAAUAUUCUACUGUAUUGGUGACUUAAUUACAUUCUAAAAUACAGACCACUGUAUCAUAUAGGAUUAUGCACUGUGCUGAUAAUAAAAAUAAGUUACGUA